AUGAAGAACCAAGUUCUCUUGCAUCUUUCACUUUUACUAUUUCUCCUAAUAGUCCCCAUUGUAGCUCAACCAUUUGCAUGUGACACCAAAGCUUCCACUAGCCAAUUUCCCUUCUGCAACACUUCUCUGCCUUACGAGGAUCGAGCCAAGGACUUGGUCUCACGCCUCACUCUCCAAGAAAAGGUCCAACAAUUAGUGGAUAGCUCCACAGGCAUAACUCGGCUAGGUGUGCCUAAAUAUGGGUGGUGGUCCGAGGCACUCCAUGGUGUCUCAAACGUUGGCCGAGGUGCGACUCGCUUUAAUGCCACGGUGCCUGGUGCCACUAGUUUCCCUGCAGUGAUUUUAUCCGCUGCGAGUUUUAAUGAAUCGUUGUGGUUAAGGAUGGGGCAAGUUGUGUCAACCGAGGCUCGAGCCAUGUACAAUUUGGGUCUAGCCGGGUUGACAUAUUGGAGUCCUAAUGUCAAUGUUUUCCGUGACCCAAGAUGGGGUCGAGCACAAGAGACACCGGGAGAGGACCCCUUAGUGGUGUCAAAUUAUGCAGUGAACUAUGUCAAGGGCCUGCAAGACGUUGGUGAGAGCAAUGCCACUGGUGAUAGGCUCAAGGUGUCAAGCUGCUGCAAGCAUUACACUGCUUAUGAUGUUGAUAAUUGGAAAGGUGUUGAUAGAUUUCACUUUGAUGCUCAGGUGACAAAGCAGGACAUGGAAGACACAUAUCAGCCACCAUUCAGAAGCUGUGUGCAGGAGGGCCAUGUCAGCAGUGUCAUGUGUUCUUAUAAUAGGGUGAAUGGGAUUCCCACCUGUGCUGACCCAGACCUGCUUCAAGGGGUAGUCAGAGGCCAAUGGGGUCUAGAUGGAUAUAUAGUUUCUGACUGUGAUUCGGUGGAAGUUUACUACGAUGCAAUCCAUUAUACUCAAACACCUGAAGAUGCAGUAGCCCUGGCCUUGAAAGCAGGUCUAAACAUGAACUGUGGGGAUUAUCUAGGGAAGUACACAGAGAAUGCAGUCAACUUGAAGAAAGUGGAAGAAUCUGUUGUUGAUCAGUCCUUGAUAUACAACUACAUAGUACUGAUGAGGCUUGGCUUCUUUGAUGGUGAUCCGAAACUGCUUGAAUUCGGAAACCUUGGAGUAUCGGAUGUCUGCAGUGACGAACAUAAAGCGUUGGCACUUGAUGCUGCUAAGCAGGGCAUAGUUUUGCUAGACAACAACGGCGCUCUCCCUUUGUCCCCAACUACAACCAAGAAUUUGGCCAUUAUUGGACCUAAUGCAAACGCCACUGAAGUCAUGAUAAGCAACUAUGCUGGAAUACCAUGUAGCUACACUAGCCCUCUACAAGGGCUAAAAAAGUAUGUAUCAACCGCGAAAUAUGAGCCUGGGUGUAGCAGUGUGAAAUGUGCUGAUGAGAGCCUCAUUGAGGCAGCAGCUCAGGCUGUUGCUCUAGCUGAUGCAGUGGUGUUAGUAAUGGGGCUUGAUCAGUCCAUUGAAGCAGAAGGGCUAGACAGAGUAAACUUGACUUUACCAGGCUUUCAGGAAAAGCUUGUGGAGCAAGUUGUUGAUGCAACAAAUGGAACAGUCAUUCUGGUCAUUAUGUCAGCUGGUCCAAUUGAUGUUUCUUUUGCUAAAAAUUUGAGCAAAGUAGGAGGGAUUCUAUGGGUUGGGUAUCCAGGUCAAGAUGGAGGAGAUGCCAUAGCUCAAGUCAUAUUUGGGGACUAUAAUCCAGCUGGGAAGAGUCCUUUUACAUGGUACCCACAGGAGUAUGUAGACCAAGUGCCAAUGACAGACAUGAACAUGAGAGCCAACAGUAGUAGAAACUACCCUGGAAGAACAUAUAGAUUCUACACUGGAAAAACCAUUUAUGAGUUUGGUCAUGGGCUAAGCUAUUCAACCUUCUCCAAGUUCAUAAUGUCUGCACCUUCCACUCUACUCAUCCACUCAAAUUCAACAACUACUUUCAACUCCCACAAUAACAUUCAAAUAUUGGAACCCGUUUCCAGCUCUGCCAAGGAAAUUGACAUAUCAAGCAUAAACUGCCAGAGCUUAGCAUUUGAUCUAGUUGUUGGGGUGACGAACAAAGGGCCAAUAGAUGGCUCCCAUGUGGUGCUCGCUUUCUGGAGACCACCAAGCUCACAAGGGUUGAUUGGGGCACCCAACUUGCAGCUUGUGGGUUUUGAAAGAGUGGAGGUGAAAAAUAGAGAGACAAAGUCAUUGACAAUGAGGGUGGAUGUAUGCAAGGGACUGAACCUUGUGGAUAGCGAAGGGAAGAGGAAGUUGGUCACCGGAUUGCAUACGAUUCUCGUUGGCUCUCCUAGUGAGCAACAAGUGAAGCACUACCUCAAUGUUAGGCUGCCUGAUUCAAAGAUAUCAAAGCCAAAGAGUAUGGAGGGUUUGAUUCCUUAUCUUCUCCACGCCAUCAAGAAGACAAGGCCUCAGCACAAGUAUAGGACGUCAUUUUCCGGGUCUGGCAACUCCAACCGGAGCUACCAUCUCCUCACCAGUGGCAAUGCCUCCUUAGAGGGGUCAUCUCAUCGCCGGGCGCGAUCUGAGCUCCCAGCUCCGGCCGCUGCGGACUUGUUUGAGCAGCGAUCGGAGCUUCAUCAGUUUGCUUAUUCAAGGAGCUACAAGGAAGAAGGUGGUGCUACUGCAGCUGCGGCUUCCUUACCCGGAGGAUCAAAGAAGGGUUUCUAUCCUUACCGAGCAGCUAAUCGGAAAUACGAGUGAAUUAUAAGAUUCCAAAAUUUCAUUGAUUUUUUCGUUUUUUGGUUUAAGGCAGGAAGAAUGAGUUCAAAGGUGGAGCUUCAUCAUGAUCAAUAUAUGAUGGGGUUGCCACUAGAAGUUCAUUUCUCUUGUCGAUGUUGUAAUUGUAAUCUAUGGUGCUUUUGUUUGUAAUGUCGGUGGAUUCGAACCUUUGAAAGUAAAUUAAAGAAUAAUAAUCAAUUGUAGAUUAUGAUCCGGAUUGUCUCUACUGUCUGAUUCUCAUGAAAUGUGUACAAUUUUAUACGAGGAAUAGAGUGAUUUUAAGUAUGUUAUCUCAUAUAAUUCAUGUUU
Fragaria vesca subsp. vesca is the source of this 3042-nucleotide messenger RNA. Its product is annotated as probable beta-D-xylosidase 5-like. The record is from RefSeq and is a predicted model, not a curated record. Gene Ontology annotation, cellular component: plant-type cell wall. Gene Ontology annotation, molecular function: xylan 1,4-beta-xylosidase activity; alpha-L-arabinofuranosidase activity. Lineage: Eukaryota; Viridiplantae; Streptophyta; Magnoliopsida; Rosales; Rosaceae. Gene Ontology annotation, biological process: arabinan catabolic process; xylan catabolic process. The transcript has 6 exons. The coding region runs from base 1 to 2715 and encodes 904 amino acids.